CGCCGCGCGGGACGAACGUAUGGUGCGCGAGUGGUGUGUGUGUGACAUGAUGCUGGGCGGCAUGGAUGGCAAGGAGUACGGCGCGCUGCACGCCGCAGCCGCCGCCGCGGGAUACGCUAUGGAGACUGAUCCAAAUGCAAACGCAAUGGGAAGCCCGAUGUCGGGCGCGGGGGGCCAGCAGUACGGCGAGGUGAACCAGCUGGGCGGCGUGUUCGUGAACGGCCGCCCGCUUCCCAACGCCGUGCGCCUGCGGAUCGUGGAGCUGGCUCAGCUAGGCAUCAGGCCGUGUGACAUCAGCCGACAGCUGCGCGUGUCUCACGGCUGCGUGUCCAAGAUCCUGGCGCGCUACCACGAGACGGGAUCCAUCCUGCCUGGUGCUAUUGGAGGCUCUAAACCCAGAGUCACUACGCCUAAGGUGGUGUCCUACAUCAAGCAAUUAAAAGCGAAGGACCCGGGCAUCUUCGCGUGGGAGAUCCGCGACCGGCUGCUGGCAGACGGCGUGUGCGACAAGUACAACGUGCCGUCCGUGUCCAGCAUCAGCCGCAUCCUGCGCAACAAGCUGGGCGGCGCGCUGUACCCCGUGCCGCCGCUCUACCCCGUGCCGCCGCAGCGCUGCUGGCCGCUGCACCAGCCCUACGAUUACUAUGUGUACUUGCAGGGCCGUCAGCACGCGAACGCGCCGCACCUGGCGCACCCGCACCAGCCCGCGCCGCACCACGCGCACGCACAUGCACUUUGACAAACACCCCGCCCGCCCCACCAACCCCCCACACGCCCUGCACAAGCAACGCCAACGCUCACACACACAUCGAUUCCAACGUCAAACAUGACAGCUGUCACGUCAAAUAUGACAGUUCCAAAGUCAAAUGUGACGGCUCCCGCAUCAAAUCUGACAGUUCCAAAGUCAAAUGCGACAGCUGUUCCGCCGAAUGUGACGUCAAGUUUGACAGCAACGAAUGUGACGGCGAUCCCGUUGAGUGUGCCCCACGCUAUGUAUGGGUUUAAUUAUAAUCGAGAGGCAAUGAGCUGACAUCAGCUGUUUGUUAUCAAUAAUUAUUGUUAUAAUUUAUGUUUUGUUUUAAUAUGUGAGCACUAAUAAAAUACAGGUUAUUUUAUAAAUGUGUUUGUAUAAAUUGUCUGGUUCGUAAAAUUGAUAUCAGACCAACAACAUGUCCUUAUCUUUGCAAUGUCUGUUCAUAUAAUUAAUUCUAUUACACUGAUUGUAUCGAUCCGAAUUAAUUAGACUUAUCUGAUUAUAAACUUUAGAUUAUUGUGAAAACAAGAAAUAAUCGAGAAAUGAAUAGUGAAUGUGCGGGCGGGUUAUCGUGGGACGGUGAUACCAUAUUAAUCGAUUGUACAUUUUGAUAAAAGUAUUAAGGGCUUGUACAUAUUAUCUACUGGUGUGUAAGAUUAUUGUUAUAAUGCGUGUAUUGCCACGGAAGUGUGAGGUGAUAGCUAUUUGAGUCAUAUUGUUUAACAGUUAGAUCUUACCAGAUAAAAUAGCACGAUCGACUAUUUGAGUCUUCUUCAAAGAAUUAUAAUACUAAAAUCACAAAUGAUGCUUUUAUUUUGUUAAAAAGAAAUAUACUGGUCCAGGAAGAGUGACAGAAUAAUGUACCGUUAUUUGUGAUGAACGACGUUUUCGUUAGAUAAUUUCGCUAUGAUUAAUAAAUUUUUUAUAUUUUUAUUACUCUUGUUUAAUUAAAAUUAAACGCUAUUCUAAUAAAUUAGCGAAAUCAAGUGGUUUGGCCAUUUUUACAUCUGGUAGAUAACUAGGGACUAGAUUAUAACAUUUUGAGCUAUUACCUGUGUCAUUUUCGAGGCGAGCUGGGUGCAAUUAUGUAUAUAAUAGUUUUAAGUUGUUAAUAAAAGCGAUUAUGGGUACUUAAACUUAGAAUCUUGGCAUAUCUCUUAAUAAUUUAUGUUAAGAUUAUUUUAUUAUAACUUAUUUCUUUAAAUAAACGGUUAGUUAAGGAAUACUAAGUAAAAAGCCUUAAAUAUUUAGGGACUCGAUUAAAUUGGGAUAAAAAUCGUUUGAGUUUGUACUUAUUAAUGUGAAAGUCGUACUUCUUGUAUAUCUUUCAUGUACUUAUAAUUUGACCAACGAACUUUAAGAUUAAAUAAAAUGGCCAAAAAUUGUGAAAAGAAGACCAAUUUUAUUUAAAAUGUGUAUAGUUAUAGUAUUAUGUACUUAUUAAGUUAUUAUUAAGAAGAUUUAGAUUUAAGAAUGGUACUUAUCUACGAAAUAAAACUAUCAUUUAUUUAA
This is a messenger RNA of Colias croceus (clouded yellow), 2266 nucleotides long. RefSeq names its product paired box protein Pax-1 (gene Poxm). Gene Ontology annotation, biological process: anatomical structure development; regulation of transcription by RNA polymerase II. The coding region runs from base 20 to 739 and encodes 239 amino acids. Gene Ontology annotation, molecular function: RNA polymerase II cis-regulatory region sequence-specific DNA binding; DNA-binding transcription factor activity, RNA polymerase II-specific. NCBI's taxonomy places the organism in Eukaryota, Metazoa, Arthropoda, Insecta, Lepidoptera, Pieridae. The record is from RefSeq and is a predicted model, not a curated record. The transcript has 5 exons.